CGGGGGGGAAAGCAGAGUGUGUCCGGGCCGUGGACGUCCUGACCGUGCUCCGGGAGAAAGUGGCCUUUGUGUCAGGUGGGCGGGACAAACGCGGCGGACCCAUCCUCACUUUCCCUGCCAGGACCAAUCACGAUCGAAUAAAACAGGAAGACCUCAGCCGAUUGGUCACUUACCUAGCAACCAUACCCAGUGAGGACGUGCGUGCGCGGGGCUUCACCGUGGUGGUGGACAUGCGGGGCAGUAAGUGGGACAGCGUGAAGCCGGUCCUGAGGACCCUGCAGGAGUCCUUCUCCUCCAGGAUCCACACGGCGCUGCUCAUCAAACCGGAGACCUUCUGGCAGAAGCACCGCACCAACCUGGGGAGCGCCAAGCUCAGCUUUGAG
Molecule: messenger RNA, 383 nt
Organism: Etheostoma cragini (Arkansas darter)
Lineage: Eukaryota; Metazoa; Chordata; Actinopteri; Perciformes; Percidae
Product: kalirin-like
Exons: 3
Biological process (GO): axon guidance
Cellular component (GO): cytoplasm
Molecular function (GO): guanyl-nucleotide exchange factor activity
Source: RefSeq, a predicted model, not a curated record